This is a messenger RNA of Vombatus ursinus (common wombat), 10042 nucleotides long. It is a transcript of the gene CHD6, whose product is annotated as chromodomain helicase DNA binding protein 6. Gene Ontology annotation, molecular function: protein binding; ATP binding; ATP-dependent chromatin remodeler activity. The coding region runs from base 28 to 8181 and encodes 2717 amino acids. Lineage: Eukaryota; Metazoa; Chordata; Mammalia; Diprotodontia; Vombatidae. The record is from RefSeq and is a predicted model, not a curated record. The transcript is spliced from 36 exons.
AAAUAAGAUUUCCCCUCCCCCCAAUUGAUGAUAAUGAAAAUACAGAAGAAAGAGAAACAGCAGUUUUCAAAUUUAAAAGUUCUGAGUCGCUCCCCAAUGUCUGAUGCCUCUGUCACUUGUGAGUACAAGUCUCAGUCUUCAUUUGUUAGCAGCCCUGAUCAGGAAGAGAAAAUUACAGAUUUGGCCAGUCACUGUAUCCUUGAGAAGGACCUCUAUCCAGCUGAAGACACUGAUCACCUUUUCCCUAGGAAAAUGACGUCCCAUAAUGGGAUGGAGGACAGUGGAGGUGGAGGCACGGGGGUGAAGAAGAAACGGAAGAAAAAGGAUCCUUGUGAGCAAGAGUCUAUGGAGAAAGGAGUCAAGGAUAAAGAACCCAAACCAAAGAGGAAGAGAGAACCUAAAGAACCAAAAGAACCUAAAAAGGCCAAAGAGCCGAAAAAGCAGAAGGAGCCGAAACAAAAGGAGGCCGUUAGGAAGUCUAGGAAACCAAGGGAGCCCAAACUAUCCAAGGAUGCUAAAGACAAAAGGGGCGGCGCAGAUUCUACACCCAAGAUGAAAGCCAGGAAGGCCAGCAAGGAGCAAGGACCAACUCCAGUAGAGAAGAGGAAGAAAGGGAAAAGGAAAAAUGAUAUAUCAGUGGAAAGCCUAGAGCUGGAUCAGGGCCUGUUGAGUUCAUCUCAUCGGAACACAGAGGAAUCCACUGAGUCGGCUGACAGCCAGAAACGGCGCUCAGGACGGCAAGUGAAGAGAAGAAAGUACAACGAGGACCUGGACUUCAAAGUGGUGGAUGAUGAUGGGGAAACUAUUGCAGUUCUGGGGGCUGGCCGCACUUCAGCCCUCUCUGCUUCCACGCUGGCCUGGCAAGCAGAGGAGCCUCCAGAAGAUGAUGCUAAUAUCAUUGAGAAGAUUCUGGCAUCCAAGAUGGUACAGAAGGAGGUUCACCCUGGGGAGCUUCCUUUUGACAUGGAGCUAUUCUACGUCAAGUACAGAAACUUUUCCUACUUGCACUGUAAAUGGGCAACGAUGGAAGAGCUGGAAAAAGACCCUCGAAUCUCUCAGAAGAUAAAGCGCUUCAGAAAUAAGCAAGCACAAAUGAAGCACAUUUUUACUGAGCCUGACGAAGAUUUGUUCAAUCCAGACUAUGUCGAAGUUGAUCGUAUCUUAGAAGUGGCCCACACCAAGGACUCUGAUACAGGGGAAGAGGUGACUCAUUAUUUAGUGAAGUGGUGUUCCCUGCCGUAUGAAGAAAGCACCUGGGAAUUGGAAGAAGAUGUUGAUCCAGCUAAAGUGAAAGAAUUUGAGUCUCUUCAAAUUCUUCCUGAAAUUAAACAUGUGGAGCGUCCAGCUUCAGAUUCGUGGCAGAAGCUUGAGAAGUCUCGGGAGUACAAGAACAAUAAUCAGCUUCGAGAGUACCAGCUCGAGGGGAUGAACUGGCUCCUUUUUAACUGGUAUAACAGAAAAAACUGUAUUUUGGCUGAUGAGAUGGGCCUAGGGAAAACCAUUCAGUCCAUCACAUUUCUCUCAGAAAUAUUCCUGAUGGGAAUACAUGGUCCUUUCCUCAUCAUUGCUCCACUAUCUACCAUUACUAACUGGGAGCGAGAAUUCCGGACAUGGACAGAGAUGAAUGCCAUUGUGUAUCAUGGCAGCCAGAUUAGCAGGCAGAUGAUCCAGCAAUACGAGAUGCUCUACAGGGAUGCCCAGGGCAACCCCCUCUCUGGAAUCUUCAAAUUCCAUGUUGUUAUCACAACAUUUGAGAUGAUUUUGGCUGACUGCCCAGAGCUGAAGAAGAUUCAUUGGAGCUGUGUGAUAAUUGAUGAGGCGCACAGGCUAAAGAACAGGAACUGCAAACUUCUGGAGGGAUUGAAGCUCAUGGCUUUGGAACAUAAAGUGCUGCUGACUGGGACGCCCUUGCAGAACUCUGUGGAAGAACUUUUCAGCUUACUGAAUUUCCUGGAACCAUCACAGUUUCCUUCAGAGACUGCUUUUCUAGAGGAGUUUGGAGAUCUGAAGACAGAGGAACAGGUGAAGAAGUUGCAGUCCAUAUUGAAGCCCAUGAUGCUGCGGCGGCUGAAAGAUGAUGUGGAAAAGAACCUAGCUCCCAAACAAGAGACAAUCAUUGAAGUAGAGUUGACCAAUAUCCAGAAAAAGUAUUAUCGAGCUAUUUUAGAGAAGAACUUUUCCUUCCUGACCAAGGGGGCAAAUCAGCAUAACAUGCCCAAUCUCAUCAACACCAUGAUGGAGCUGAGAAAGUGCUGCAAUCACCCCUAUUUGAUCAAUGGGGCAGAGGAGAAAAUUCUGGAGGACUUCCGUAAAACACAUAGUCCUGAUUCUUUGGACUUUCAGCUGCAGGCCAUGAUUCAGGCAGCAGGCAAACUGGUGCUAAUUGAUAAACUGCUCCCCAAGCUCAUUGCCGGGGGACAUAAAGUGCUCAUCUUCUCCCAGAUGGUGCGUUGCCUUGACAUACUAGAGGAUUAUCUCAUCCAGAGACGGUACACAUAUGAACGAAUUGAUGGCCGAGUACGAGGAAACCUGCGCCAAGCUGCUAUCGAUCGUUUCUGUAAGCCAGACUCAGAUCGCUUUGUCUUUCUCCUGUGCACCCGAGCAGGAGGCCUUGGUAUCAAUCUCACUGCUGCUGACACCUGCAUCAUUUUUGAUUCAGAUUGGAACCCACAAAAUGAUUUGCAGGCUCAAGCUCGCUGUCACCGAAUAGGUCAAAGCAAGGCUGUGAAGGUCUACCGUCUCAUCACUCGAAAUUCCUAUGAACGAGAAAUGUUUGACAAAGCCAGUCUGAAGUUGGGGCUGGACAAAGCUAUCCUGCAGGACAUUAAUCGAAAGGGAAGCACAAAUGGGGUACAGCAGCUCACAAAGAUGGAGGUGGAGGACUUGCUUCGGAAAGGAGCUUAUGGAGCCUUAAUGGAUGAAGAAGAUGAAGGUUCCAAAUUUUGUGAAGAAGAUAUAGAUCAGAUCCUACAAAGAAGAACCCACACCAUCACCAUCCAGUCUGAAGGAAAGGGAUCUACCUUUGCCAAGGCUAGCUUUGUGGCUUCAGGGAAUAGGACUGACAUUUCCUUAGAUGAUCCCAACUUUUGGCAGAAAUGGGCUAAAAUAGCUGAAUUGGACACCGAUGCAAAGAAUGAGAAGGAAAGCUUAGUGAUCGACCGGCCCCGUGUGAGAAAGCAGACCAAACACUACAACUCCUUUGAGGAGGACGAGCUGAUGGAAUUUUCUGAGUUAGACAGUGACUCUGAUGAAAGGCCCACCCGAUCGAGGCGGCUAAACGAGAAAACCCGGCGCUACCUCCGGGCAGAAUGCUUCCGGGUAGAGAAGAACCUGCUCAUCUUCGGGUGGGGACGAUGGAAGGAUAUCCUGACUCAUGGGAGAUUCAAGUGGCAUCUUAAUGAAAAGGACAUGGAGAUGAUCUGCCGGGCUCUCCUGGUAUACUGUGUCAAACACUACAAGGGAGAUGAGAAGAUUAAGAGUUUCAUAUGGGAUCUGAUCACACCCACAAAAGAUGGACAGAACCAGGCUCUCCAGAACCAUUCCGGGUUAUCUGCCCCAGUACCCAGAGGGAGAAAGGGAAAGAAAACAAAGAAUCAGAUGCUACUUCCAGAGUUAAAGAAUGCAGACUGGUUGGCCACCUGCAACCCUGAAGUUGUCUUGCAUGAUGACAGCUACAAGAAACACCUUAAACAACAUUGCAAUAAGGUGCUGCUUCGAGUCCGGAUGCUAUACUACCUGAAAUCUGAAGUACUGGGAGAAGCAGCAGAUAAAGCAUUUGAAGGAACCCCUGCCAGAGAGCUGGAUGUUUUGCUGCCUGAUAUUGACUACGUGGAGAUCCCAGUGGAUUGGUGGGAUUCGGAAGCCGAUAAGUCUCUUCUUAUUGGAGUGGUCAAACAUGGUUAUGAAAGGUACAAUGCUAUGCGAGCAGACCCAGCUCUUUGCUUCCUGGAAAAAGUUGGAAUGCCAGAUGAAAAGUCCCUUUCUGCAGAACAAGGCGUCACUGAUGGUUCACAAGAUAUUUCAGAGAGAAGCAAUCUGGAUAAAGAAGAUAAUACUGAAGACAAAUUAGAUAGUCUGCAGAAACAGUUGGAGGAAACCAGUUUUGGUGAAAGUGAGAAGAAAGAUGAAAACAUGGCAGCCCAGGAUGGCUCCGACCCAGACAGAUCGCCCUGGCCUGUUCCCUCCGCCCUUACAGCUCGAUUGAGACGCCUGGUUACUGUUUACCAACGUUGUAAUCGUAAGGAACCCACUCGAGCUGAAAUUUUAGGUCCAGGUAACCAGGGAUAUUGGGUCCAGGAAGACAUAUUUAGGAGAGCCACUGAAAUGGAUGCUAUCAACAAGGAUACCCAAAAAAGAUGGACAAGAAGAGAACAAGCAGAUUUCUAUAGAACAGUAUCCUCCUUUGGUGUUGUUUAUGAUCAAGAAAAGAAAUCCUUUGAUUGGACACAAUUUCGAGUCAUCUCACGCUUAGACAAGAAGACAGAUGAAAGCCUAGAAAAAUAUUUUUACAGUUUUGUGGCCAUGUGUAGAAAUGUUUGUCGCCUCCCCAUGUGGAAAGAUGAUGGCCCACCAGAUCCCACUCUGUAUGUUGAACCAAUCACAGAAGAACGUGCUGCAAGAACUUUGUACCGCAUUGAACUUCUGCGGAAGGUCCGAGAACAAGUACUGAAAUAUCCUCAGUUGCAUGAGCGCCUCCAGCUCUGUAGGCCUAGCCUCUAUCUGCCUGUCUGGUGGGAGUGUGGGAAGCAUGACCGAGACUUACUCAUCGGCACGGCUAAGCAUGGGCUCAGUCGUACUGACUACUACAUCAUGAAUGAUCCACAGUUAUCCUUUCUGGAUGCCUAUAGAAACUAUGCUCAGCACAGAAGAACUGAAGUGCAAGGUCCAGAAAAUUCGUGUUGCCUUUACCAGACUAACUCUAGACUUUUUGAAUCCCUUACAUAUACUCAAAUGGGAAGGACUUGUGAGUCCAUAGAUACUGAAUCUGAGAAUCAAAUAAAAAUGGAAAGAAUAAGUGAUAAUCUCAGCCACACUGAAAGGAACCUACCUGAUGUAACAUGUGAAAAUUUUAUUUCUAAAGUACAGGAUAUCAUUUCUAUUAACCAUGAUGAAAGCUUAUUACCUGAUUCUUUGGAGUGUAUGAUGUUUGGUGAGAAGAUUUUCAACAGUGAGCCAAGUUCUUUCAUUCAAGAGAACCCCAGCAGCACUGAAUCCAAGAAGGAUGUUUCUGUAGCCUUAGCAAGCAAAAACAAAGAGAAUCAACCAGGUGGCCUUGAAGUGGAGUUGCCUACAAACCGCUAUUCCCUGAGUAAUUUAGAAGCAAAAAUAGAACAAAUGAGCAAUAAAAAUGAAAAGCAUUUGUCUCUCCUGGCUAUAAAGGAUAUGGACUCUAACAAGUACCUACCUGCUCCGAGACAUGAAACUGUAAGACAUCCCGAAGCCAAAUGUAGUAUUCCCCCGCCCUUAGAGCAAGGGAAUGUAAGUAGAUUAAUGGAGAUGUGUAGCCUUAGUGUUUGUAAUUCUGAAAGAAAACUUUCUUCAGAGCAGCGGUUAAUUGAUUUGUUAGGAAAUAAAAGUCUAGAAGGUAAAUUAAUGUUGAGUCAGAAUCAUAGUGAUGAAGAAGAGGAGGAAGAGGAAGAGGAGGAGGAGGAGAACUUAGAAGUAGGAGCACAGAUAAGGGAAAGGCCAGAGGGUAUAGGUCAAACUGAUCUCAGCAUUAACAUACCAGUAGAAAUGGACAGAGGCUUCACUGUAGGUAAAACCAAGGAAGGGGGCCCAGAAGCACAAAACCGUGAUCCUACAGAGCUAAGAUGUGUGGAUCAAACAUUAUGUGAAUGUCACUGCAAACCUAUAGACAGGUGGAACAAUCAGGGUAACAAUGUGGAAUUUGAGAUGGAAAAGACCAAGUUCCUUGACCCAGACUUGUACAAAGGCAAAACUAUUAACACUAUUGCUGUAGAAGGUGGAAACAAAACUCUUUUAUCAGAGCCCUUGAAAGUGGACCAUGAGUUUUUAAAAGAAGAUUCCUGGGAAGAUAAGGUAGAAAGGCGAAGAGGUUAUACCACAUGUCCUCUUGACAGGAGCGAUCUAAAACAAGAAGACGUGGACUUUGAGAAUAAGGAAGAUGAUGAUGAUAAAGAUGGAAACUUACAGGGUCAAGAUUAUCCAGGAAAAUACUCUGAAGAAGAAAGUAAGAGCUCUACAUCUGGAAUAGCAGGAGACAUUGGGGAUGAACUCCAAGAAGUCCGAGCACCAACCAUUGCCCAACUUCUACAAGAAAAAACUCUUUAUUCCUUCUCCGAAUGGCCAAAGGACCGAGUGAUAAUUAACCGCAUAGAUAACAUCUGCCAUGCAGUCUUAAAGGGCAAGUGGCCUUCUAGCCAACAGUCUGAAAUGCCAAGCACACUGCCUGCUCCAGUGUUCAUCAGCAGUCCUAGCUCACGAAACAGCCUUGCAGAGCAAGAAACUACAGGCCCCACCUUCAGCAAUGGAGCUGCGUUAGUCACACAGACCCCAAAGGAAAGUUUCCUGGCUCCAGUAUUUACCAAGGAUGAACGAAAGCACAGACGACCCUAUGAGUAUGACGUGGAAAGAGAUUUGAAGUCACGGAGCCUAGAGCAAUUCUCUGCUGCCCAUGGUCACCCACCUAUUGUGCUCAAUGGCUGGCGUGGAGAGUCAGCCAUAGACCUCUCUUGCACACCUGAUGGGUCUUCAGCAACCACUUCCCCUUUCCCUUUGAGCACCAGCACACCCAAGAUUGGGACAGUCAGCACCCUCCAGGGAUCCCUUGGCAUGGAUUUGUCUGGAAUUUUGCAAGCUGGGUUAAUUCACCCUGUUACAGGACAGAUUGUCAAUGGAACCUUAAGAAGAGAUGAUGCUGCCAUGAGGAGACGAAGAGGGAGAAGAAAAAAUGUAGAAGGAGGAAUGGAUCUCAUCUUUUUGAAGGAUAGAACACUUCAGACAGGAAUUUUGGAGGUCCAUGCAGAGCAGGAGCAGCCCUCACCAAGCAGGACCCUCCCUGAUGGGCCAAUCUUGGCUACCUCCUCUCCUCACACAGUCACAACAACCAGUGUCCCAGCCGAGAAGACAAUUCCCAACAAGAGUUUGUUGGACUGGUUAAGGCAACAAUCUGAUUAUACAAUAGAAGUUCCUACCUUUGGGACAAAUUUUUCAGACAAACCGAAGCAGAGAAGACAGCGUUGUAAAGAACCAGGAAAAUUGGACAUGGGCUCCCUAAGUGGAGAAGAAAGAGUCCCUGCUGUCCAUAAGGAGACAGGACGGCAGGGGUUUCUACCAGAAAACAAAUUCAGUCAGAUCCUAACUGAGCCAGUUCUCCGAGAUGUUGGUCCUCGAAGGAGAGGAAGGCGCCCACGAAGUGACCUCAUUAAGGCUCCUGGCAUUGUGGGAGACUCUCCCUCAGGAAUGGGACCACUGUUCAUGAAUGGACUCAUUGCUGGAAUGGAUCUAGUAGGACUUCAGAAUAUGAGGAAUAUGCAGGGCAUCCCUCUCACAGGGCUGGUGGGGUUUCCUGCUGGCUUUGCAGCAGUGCCUGCUGGAGAGGAUGUCAAAAGCACCCUCAGUAUGCUGCCUAUGAUGCUGCCAGGCAUGGCAGCUGUACCCCAGAUGUUUGGUGUUGGAGGACUUCUGAAUACACCCAUGACAACUACUUGUACUUCAACGGUUCCAACGUCUUUAACAAGCACAACUAAAAGUGGUACGUCAAACACAGAAAAGGCUACCGAUGACAAACAGAAUAGCCAUGAUGUAAAAAAAGAUACUUUAGCUGAAGACAAGCCUAUUCCUAGUUCCUUUUCAGAUCAGUCUGAACCUGCAAUAACUACCAGUAGUCCUGUAGCUUUUAACCCUUUUCUCCUACCAGGAAUGUCUCCUGGACUGAUCUACCCAUCAAUGUUUCUCUCUCCCGGCAUUGGCAUGACAUUGCCAGGCAUGCAGCAGACCAGACACUCUGAGAACACAAGCCUAGAAAGCCAGAAGAGGAAGAGAAAGAAAGCAAAAGGGGAUACCCUGAAUCCAGACCCAGAAACUGUCCCCAUAUCAGAAAAACAAUCUGGACAUGGUCAGAACUGUUCAGAGCACACCCCACUUUUGCCCACAGAUAAAGAACAUGGUGUACAAGCUGAGCAAAGCGAUUUAAAAGGAACUCAUAGUGACACCAAUUAGAACUUUAUUUCAUUAAGAAAAUUAUUGUGGCUUGUAAGUUUCUUAUCCCAUAAAGAUUUGUUAUUUGCCUCACUUCACCUUCAUAAAAACCUGUGUUUCCAUGAGUAAUAUUACCUACCUAAUUCCCUGUCCAGGAACUAUGGUAACAAAUAUUAAUAGUUUCAGGGUCUCGCCACUUUAUUAGAUAAAAGUGUUGUCUAGCUAGUCUGGGAGGCACAGAAUCGUCAUUCUGUAAUCCAGUUGUUCAUUCCAGCAAACAAUAGUCAAUUCAGUACUUGGUGACAUGUCCUACCCCAUUCCCUUCCAAAUAUUUUACUUAUUUGGUAGGGAGAAAAAGGCAAAAGAAAGCAUCUGUCUAGUGAUCCGCUAUUAAAAUACAGAACAGAGACAAGGGUAAUAAUGCCUUUUUCUGCGAAUUAUACUAAAUGGAAAACAAACAAACAAACCGGUAUUGGGGGACCAGAAGCACAUCUAUAAUACGUGCUAAUGUGUAUUUUUGAUUUACAAUGUUUCCCUAUGUUAUCAUGAUUACUAGAUGAGUAGUAUAGACAGGUAUAUAACUAAUGAUUGAAAACAUAUAUUCAUUUCUUUUAAAAAACAAAAAAACAACAAAAAUAUAACUGGUAGCAAUAUAAUUUCCCCCUUUCCUGGCUUUUCAGACAUCUGAAUCAAGUGGAGAUGUUGUUUUAUACUUUAUUAAAUGACAAUUUUGAUUUAUUUUUAGUGCCCCCUAUUCUCCACAGUUUAAAAAAAAUUGUUCUCAGUUUGACUGAGGAAGCUUUACACAUGGUAGGCUAUGAGCAGAGGGGCAGUGGGGAGGAACAGUCACUACUUAAAUCCUAUUACUUUAGAAUUAUACUGGCAUUUUAUUCUUAUCUAUGGCAUUAAUACUCUUUACAGAGGGUUGGGGGUUUUUUGUUUUUAGUUUUUUUUUUCCUGGCAACGAAUUCACCCCCUCUGAAUCCAAGGAAUAUGGAAGCAUGAUAGAUUUUAUUUUGCAUUGUUCCUUACCCAGAACAUCUCUGCUGAAACCUACAAGAAAUAGUCCAAUAGGACGGCAGCUUUUACGUUUUGGAAGGUCCUUUGUCAAGGCCAUUGAAGUUUUUCAAAAUUUGAGUGUGUCUCCUCUGUCACCAGCACCACCACCAACACCCUGCCUUUUAUAAUGUUAGACUGUGAAUUUUUUUUUCUCCCCCACUUCUUUAUAGCCUCUCUGUUUGUUUGUAUUGAACAGUUGGAUCCAAACACCAAAUUAUUGAGACGGUUGAGAAUAUGUUACAAAUUAACAUUAUUUUUGAUUCUUUCUUAGACUCUAUCUUCAAAAGCUUGGCCUGAGAAGAAACCUGCUUAGGCAGUUCUCAUCACCAUCCUUCUCCACCUGCUGGUUAACAUUUUUCAGUCCCCUUAGUCUUAGCUUUUCUGUUAGAGCUCAUGACCUGAGACUUGAAAUAAACUCACGGUGGUGGAAUGCAUUGGGGGCAGUGGGCAGUGCAGCAGGACAGUUGGAAAUGUUGGAAGUAUUGCUAGUGUCCAUUGUUGUCACAAUUUACUGUAUUUUUUACAUUUUUCUGUUACAGUUUUGCUAAUUUAUCAGAAGGUCCAAACGUUUGACAUAACUAUUUCAGUUUGCAUUAUUUAUUUAUGAUGCUUGUCAUUGUCUUUUAUACAUUUCGGAUUAUAAAUUAUGUACGUGUUAAAAUUACCAUCUCAAAGAAGUCUGUUAUACCAUUACUGAAAAUCGACCAAGUGUAUUUUCAGAAACUAGAUUCCCAGUUUCAUGGAUCAGAGGAGUAAACAAGAAAUUAUGUAACUGAUCAUAUAGCAAAGAAGCCAAUAAUUAAACAUGUUGUAUUUAAUAACA